AUGAGCAGUUCUUCCACAUACAUGGCGGGGGCUCCUUACGUGCACCCUUCGUUAUUCGCAGCGCAUUUGGAAUCAUUUGCCAACGAGCGGCACGCAGCAUCAACUGCUAACAAUACCAAAAUUACCUACCCAGUUUCGUCGUCUUCCCAGAAUAGCAGUAACAACAAUGGCCCCGGUGCUACUGCGUCAAACUCGUCGUUACCGUCUGCGGCGCUGGACUAUAUUGUAAACCCCUUCACUAGAAUCAACGACCGCACGUACUUCCGCGACCCCGACAAUCCUUACCCGCUCCCAUGCGACCUAGCCGAAAUACACCGUCAAUCUCUUCGGACGAUGACUCUUAUCCGCGUUUUCGGUACUCCUUUCUGCGCACCUCAGCUGGAGAAUCAGCCAUCGAAGAAAGUGCUGGAGAUCGCGUGUGGUUCGGGCCUUUGGUCGCAUGCAUGUCACGACUACUUCCUGGAACGCGAUGGCAGUGAAUCCUCCCAGAAUAAAAAUAAUGAUAACAGCAACAAUAAUAUUGAAAGGGUCACGGCAUCGUUUACAGGGCUUGAUAUAGUCCCAAUUGCCCCCAAUUUGCGCCGAAAAGGAGUGGAUUGGAACUUCGUCCGACACGAUAUGCGCAAGUCAAGCUUGCCCUUCCCAUCGGAGCAUUUUGAUUUUGUGUUCAUCAAGGAUGCCGGUCUUUGUCAAUCAGCCACGGCGCAACAAGUCGAUCUUCUCGGUGAGCCUUUGCGUGUGCUCAAGCGCGGUGGCAUUCUCGAAGUCUGGGAUUCUGACCAUGUCUUCCGUGCUCUUCUGCCUAACCCUACUCCGCCGCCAAAGUUAUCUGAGAAAGACCGAAACCACGCCGAUAAUACCGCAACAUAUACCGUUUCACCGGCGACACCCUUCGCUGCGGCGCAAAACAAGUAUUUGCUCGACUACAAUUCAUGGGUCGAAAAAGCGUUCGAGAAACGAAAACUCACGCCAAUGCCGUGCGCUACCAUCGGCCUUUCGUUCACAGCCGAGGCAGAUGCGUUUCAAAGCGUGGGAAGUCGUCGCAUUGCAAUCCCGCUUGGGGGAGAGGUACGAUGGGAGCAGACUGGCAAGCGAAAUAAGCUGAAUGCCGACCAGCUGGCUCUGCGACAAACAGCCCUCAUAACUAUCAUUCAAAUGAUAGAAGGAAUGGAGCCAAUCUUGAGGGAGGCCAGUGGAAAGAGUCGGGACGAAUGGGACAGAUGGUGGGCUGCGAUGACGACUGACUUGCUGCAUAAGAAUGGCCUUGCUAAUGGCGAGUGUCUCGAAGUGGGCGCUUGGUGGGGACAGAAGAGGUAA
This is a messenger RNA of Talaromyces atroroseus, 1317 nucleotides long. RefSeq lists its product as hypothetical. The transcript has a single exon. The record is from RefSeq and is a predicted model, not a curated record. NCBI's taxonomy places the organism in Eukaryota, Fungi, Ascomycota, Eurotiomycetes, Eurotiales, Trichocomaceae. Bases 1 to 1317 code for a protein of 438 amino acids.